Caenorhabditis sp. 36 PRJEB53466 is the source of this 7499-nucleotide messenger RNA. The record is from the annotation of a GenBank genome assembly. Lineage: Eukaryota; Metazoa; Nematoda; Chromadorea; Rhabditida; Rhabditidae.
AUGGAGAGUAGAGACGACGUAGACGACGAAGUCUACGAACCGCCGAGGAAGCGGAAAAAGGAAUACUGUGACGCCCGACGGUGAGCACAAACAUUAUGAUUCAAAAAUACGGGGGAUUAUUCAGAACUAGGCAACAAUCAAGCUCAGAUCGGCACAGAUGGGAACAAUUUUCGAGCGCGUCCUCCAACAGCGAAUCGGAAAUUCUAAACGAAGAGGAGUUUUUUGACAGUAUCUAUUGUUCGCCGAUAUCUCAGGUACUGUGCUUCUUUUAUAAGUCUUCGAACUUUUUUUUUUCAGGAGUUUGCUCCUGAUCAAAGCAGCUCACAAGCCACUCAUCGGGAAUACAAGAAGGUCAAGCUUAUCGUGAAGAUGCUUCUUGCAACACUGAAAACGUGCAGUGAGAAGAAAAAGGAUGUUUUGCUAAAAAUUCUCAAACGGGAGGAAUCUUCGGACUUGGCGAUGGCUGAGUUUUCGAACGAGCUGGGCUACAAAACGCCAUUCUUUCCGGCAACUGCAAGGCGGCUGGCAAAGGACUUGGUGUCCUGCAUCGACGCGCAUCCAGACAACGCUGCAGUGCUCCACGAGCAAGUAGAGAGACAACAUGAGCUGUCGAAGGAUAGGAGAAGGAGACGACAAAUUGAAAGAGAGCCUAUUUCGAAGUGGACCACGAAGUAUUUUGAACGACAAGGGAAAAGAGCAGCGGGUCUGAGCUCUGAUGACGACUGUGAGACAGUGGGAGCGGAGAAGGUGUACAGACCUCAAAAACGUAGCUGUGGUGCAGCAGUGGUUCCGACGUCAAUGCCAGCUGCGGUGAAUCCAAUGAACACGCCAAUCAAAGUGACAUCGGAGGCUACAGAAGGAUCUUUCGAAACGCCAUCUGAAGUGGUUUCAACGGCUGAACACGUGAUUUCAGUGUCCAAGCCACUCGUUCGAUCAUCAGUGGAUAACGGAUCUGCAGAAAAAAGAAAAGAGACUCCUGCUGAACCGACUUCUGCGCCUGAAGACAAGAUCGUAAUCAUUCAGCCUGCAGCAUCCGAAGCGGCUCCAGAAAUUUUGAAAAGUGAAGAGAGUGUCCUCAAGCCACUUCCUGCACCCACGCCCACAACGAGAGAAGAAGCUCCGACCAACUCACCCUCAAGCAUUGUUUUUCUCGACAAACAAACGACUUCAACGUCAGUGAAUUCUGCUCUAACGUCCACACUUCCUGAAGCUAUUCUCGAACCUUCUGCGUCUGAGAAAACUACAACGGUCGAACAGAAUGGAGCUCCCGCGACAUCUGGCGGAGGAGCCAACGAGUCUCUAGUGAUCACCGCUGUGAUUCCAGUGGGCAAAAUGAAUGAAACUGCUCAGACUACGCCAUCGGAUAGUGCUUUGACAGUUGAAGAAAUUCCGGUUGCACUAACUCCUGGAGAUGCUGAUGAGGAGAUCAUUCUCGCUCCAAUGGCAGCUGCGGAAGUCUCGCCAGCGCCAAAAGUUGAUCAGGUUCCAGUGAGCACCGAAACUAAUUCGGAGAAUAAAGAGAUUCCCACUGGAAUGGCUCCGCAAAUUAUUUCGGCUCCAGCAACUCUGACGACAGAAACAUCCGAAGUGAUUCCGGAAGCGUCCACAUCCGAACAUCCUCUCGCGUCCAGCGCAGCGACGGCGGAAACCACGACGUCUGCAGAAAUCCAAGUUCCGAAAAGAAGAGGAAGAAAGAAGAAAGCUGUUGCUCCAGUUGAGGAGGCAGAAAGGCGAGUAAACGUUUAACAGAAAACGUAGAAUUCCAUCAGAUUUUUACAGACUCGCCACAGAAACCGACGCUCAAGGACCAUCUACUUCGACUCAGGAGCCCCGAAGGAAGCACAGAAAGAAGAAAACCGCAGCUGCAGUAUGGGACAGACGCAGAAACUCGAGGAAAGCUAAAACUUCGACAACUGCUUCUGAUGGAGAUGAAACUCCGAAACAACGAAGGACGUGGAAACGACGCAGUGAUGGAGAGAGAAAGAACUUCAAAACUCCAUCAGAAGCUACUCGUACCAGAUACGCGCGAGCUGCCCGAACAGAAGGUCGGUUUCCAUUCGAAUGUCAGAAACAAAGCAUAUAUCGUUUUCAGCUUCCGAGAGAGUGGCUGCGAUGGCUAGUCCCACAAGACGUCGUACACGUUCUGCAAGAGGGCGGCAGCAGAGAGGCUAUGAUGAUCAUCACGAUGAAGUUCCUGCCGUUGCGAAUGAAAGUCAAAUGGGGAACGCGGAAGAUGUCGAUACUCGAAGCGUUCCGGCAGAAGUCGACAAUCAUGCUGAGAGGGCGAAUCCAGCAAGUGAUUCUAUUGUGCCAGUAGAAACUAUUCCCUCUCAUCUAGGAAUCACUGCUGGUCUAGUUGAAGCCUUGACAGCACCAAUAAUCAAUGAAGCUAGCAAUGAGAUUGGCGAUGUUCAGAAGCCACCAACUCCAGAGGCUACAGAAGAAUCAUCAGUAUCAUCAGUUCCAACAAACGAAGAACGCUCAAGUAAUGUAUCAAACACAUCGAGCAACUUGGCAGGAGUUGCUGAUACUGUGAAUAUUGCUACUCACCCCUCUCUCAAUCCACUUGAAUAUAUUAUCCCUUACGUCGAACCAGCUGAGUCUGAAGUUCCUGAUGCAUCGCCCGUAAAACUUCAGGACGCGAAUCCUUCUGCUGGUCAAGAGAGCGGAGAGGUGAAGAAUAGUGAGCAGUCGGGAGAUCGUCUUCAAGUAGAACAGCAACAACUUCAAAUCAAUGUGGAUACUGCGACGGCGGGAAGAUUGGUCGAUCAAAGAGAAGAACAAUCUCGAACCGUGAUCACUCCUAGAGCAAUAGAUACGAUUCCCUACGAUCCAUUGACUCCCAUGACAUCGGAUCAGUCGACACAACCAGGCUCACCGUUGGAGAAGGACGAUUCGAGAGUUCACACGCCUGAGUUUGCUGUGACUUCGGGAUUGAAUGCUGGCUGUAUCAAUCCAGAUGGAAAGCCUACUCUGGCAGCGGAAGUUGGGAAGGCCUUAGAAGCCAAGUCAUCAGAAACAAGUGAAGCUGAGGGAACAUCCAGUUUCCAGAAGCCUCUGUCUGAUGGAGAUUCAGCUCCGACGGUAGUUGAGGAGAUUCUACCCGAUGAGAUUGCAAGAAAUUCUUCUGCUCAACCUAUGGAUGAUGCUGUCAUUUCUGGGCCUCUGAUUGAUCCGGACGUACGAUCAAUUAUGGAUGACAUUCUUUCCGCAGUGGCUUUUGAGGUGCCUUAUCAUUUAACUCCUCCGACUGUUGUAUUUCCUAUUGUGAGACUAGGUGAGCUAAAGGCUAAGAACAUCUAAGAACACUUUAUUUUUCAGACGAUUUCACAUUCCAUCCCUCUUGGAGUGACGUUGUUCCUGCGGCCGCACCCCAACUCAAUUCGAUAAUUUCUCCAGUUCCUCCUGUGACUAUCACUACAUCUUCUGACAAUUCUCCGCAACUCAUUGCCAGUGACAAUAAUCCAUUCGCGCCGAACUUUGAUUUGUACAAAAAUCUGGAGACACCAAAACCAAGUUCUUCUCGACGUCGUGGCGGAGGAAAAUCGCUUCCAAGGACCCGAAAAUCGGCGAUGUCAGUUGAAGAAAACGGAGCAUCAAAAGGGCAGAGCGCGUCGCCUUCGCAGGAACAAACGUAUGGACAACCGCUGGAAAUUCAAACGGAUGGAAAAGACGGAAGCGGGAAGACAGCGAAACGAGGGAGAUCUCGCAUGCCGAAGAAGCAAUUCGAAGCUGGCGAAACGAGUGAUCAGUUCCAGACAACUCCAAAGACGCCAACAAAACGGAGACAGCCGGCGAGACCUGCUGCCAAUGGAGCACCUGCUAAGCAACGGGCUCCGCGGAAGACCAAAUAUUCGUCAGGAGCCGAUACUGCUCAAUUGACUCCGUCGCCCAACAAUCAACUGUAUUCUCCUGCUCCUCCUGAACAAUCUUCCUCUCUGGCUCAUCACUAUUCGCCAGAAGUCUACAAUGGCUAUUACUCCCCGGACGGUAAUUACGAUGUUAUGCGAGGCUUCCAAACGAAUUCAAGCGUUCAACAAACCGCAUUUCCCCAAUUUAUGAAUUUUGAAACUCAAUAUGAGGCAAAUCCAUCUUUGUCAAACAAUGUGCAGUAUGCACCUAGUGGUGAGUCAAUUGGAUGGACAUGGGGACGCGGCCUAGAAUACCUUCACGCGCGCAUUUUGAAUUUAGUGGCGGAGAAGAGCGCAGGGUUGCGUUAUUUGCAUAGUUACUCAAGAUGAACUCUUCUAUUUUUACAGAAACCGUUUCGACUUGGUUCUUAACAUUUUAACUGCAGUGUGCAACUAAGAAAUGUAAUUUCACAUACCUUUGUCCUUAUCGGUUUCCGCUUCGCCGGCAUUUUUUACAAAAUAAAGCCAAAAAUAACAGAAAAUAGACGAAUAUUUAGAAGUGAAAUAAGUCGAAAUUUAUUUGGGCGUUCUCAAAGUUUUCAAACAGCGCCGCCGCCGUAAAUCGACACUUUGCAAACACCGCCGCUACAAAUUGCAGACUUGCGCUACAGUAAUCCUCGAAAAAUUAAUUGUUGAACUUUUUUUAGAAACUCCGACGUUUGAAAUGCCCGUUGAACCGCAGUGGGACACUUCUAAUGUACAUUUGAAUUACCCAAAUUACUGUCUUGACACAUAUCCUCACGAAAAUAGCACAAAUUUAUAACUAUUCCCUCCUCGUAGUAAUCUUUUCGUUUUUCUGUCAAAUAACUCACUCAAUUCCUUAUUCCUGUUGCCCACUUCUCGAUCGAAAUUUUCUCAUCCUCACUGGUUUUUGACCCCAUUUCACACGUAUUUCCAAAAUCAUCUCGUUCCAUCCAUUUCAAUAAUAUUCCUUCGAUUUUUGUGCGAAUAAAUCUUCAUCCAAUGUCUCAGCCCUUAUUUUUGCAGAAUUGUUCGAAACAACAAAGCCAUAGAUGUCAAAAUCUCUGAAAAUCCCGGAUAUGUUCAUGAAAGCCUCGGCGGCAGCUACGAAACGGUACUUUUCAGUCGAAGCAGAAAAGUUUAGCAUCUACAGUAAGAAUUCUUUAUUUUUCCAGAAAAUCAACAUCAACUACAACCUCAAGCUCAGAAGAUUUCAAAGAGAACAAAUCGGAGCCAUCUUCCGUCAAAAAAAUGAAAACCUCGGAGCCAGAGCCUUCAGAAUCCCCACAGACGUCUGACGUUGCUUUGAAAACACUUCUCCGCUCAGAGUCCUGGUCGCUUCUUCUGGAAGACGAAUUCAAAAAAGGGUACAUCGGAAAAAUUGAAAAGUUUCUGAACGAAGAGCGUCGGAAAGGAAAGCAAGUGUUCCCGCCAUCUCCGGAGAUCUUCACCACGUUCAACGUGCUUCCGUUCGACAAAAUCAGCGUAGUCAUUAUCGGACAAGACCCGUAUCAUGACGACAAUCAGGCGCACGGACUGUCGUUCAGCGUCAAGAAGGGCGUGAAACCUCCUCCGUCACUCAAUAACAUUUUCAAAGAGUUGGAGUCGGAUGUGGAAGGGUUCAAGCGUCCGGAGCACGGAGAUCUGACCGGCUGGGCCCGACAAGGCGUCUUCAUGCUCAACGCCACGUUGACCGUUCGUGCUCACGAGGCGAAUUCGCACUCGAAGAUCGGAUGGCAAACCUUCACGGAUACGGUUAUUCGUGUGAUUUCUAACAGAUCGGAAAAGCCGAUCGUAUUCCUGUUGUGGGGAGGAUUCGCCCAUAAAAAGGAGACGUUGAUUGACUCCAAAAAGCAUGUAGUCAUAAAGGUACCGAAGAAAAAAAGUUGUAAAUCCUGAUUAAAUAUUAAUUUCAGACCGCGCAUCCGUCUCCGCUGAGUGCCCGUUUCUGGUGGGGAUGCAAAUGUUUCUCGAAGUGCAAUGAGCAGCUGGAGAACAACGGACGCAAUCCGAUCGACUGGAGCGAUCUGUGAACGAAUUCUCAAUUCUCGCUUCUCACUUCCUUUUUUCUUUUCCUCUCUGCGUCUCUUUCACUGGCAUCUCUCUCACUCCCACUUCCCAAACACUUGUUCACAUUUUAUCGAUUUUUCGUCCCGCUUCCUCGUCAAUAAAAUUGUACAAAAAGCAUGUAUCGGUUUUGUGUUAUUCACAAGGAUUCACCUUCAAGUCGUUAUCUUUUGCAAGAUUUAUUUUUCUGUUAAAAUAACACUUCUUCAGAAAAAAAAACAAAUGAGGCGGCAAAAAACAGACGAAGAGCGGAGCUGGACCUCAGUUGCUCGUCACUUUUUGUGCGUUGAGUGCCAUAAAUAUUUUAGAAAUAAAGUGAGUAUUCAUCUUGAAAAAAAGAGGAGCCUGAAACGUUUUUUUUAGAGGGAAUACUACUUUCACACAGAAGACUGCCUUCUGGAGGCGUUCGAAAGAGAAGUGAGCCUCAGUUCGUCGCGUGGAAACGAAGAAGAAGUUGUGGAAGCGGAUGAGGACUGGAAUGAGCAGCCGAGCACUUCCGGCGCCGAGAAAACUGUAAGUGGUCCUGAAGGUGAAAGAGAAAAAGAGAAUUUCUCCCUUUUCAGGCCGAGACGAAGUUAUCAACGAUGGAAGAAUCAGUCAAAACGGAAGGCCCUUCAAAGUCAUCCACGUCAUCAGAAAAUGCCAAACAAACGUUUAAAGAACCGAUGAAAAAAGAAGAAGAACAAGAGAAGAGGACGAAUUGGGAAGCACGUCGGAAAGCGGAAGAGGUGAUAGAAGGUCCGCGUGGAUCGAAGAUCAUUGUGUCCGUGGAACCGCAGACGGGCGAGGUCUCCGCCGAAUUUCAGUCGGACGACGACGACGAUUCCGAACCGCCGCUGCUGGUUUCACAAGUGGAUUUGGACGCGGAAAAAGAGAGAGAAACCGAAGGAGACACAGAAAAUCAAGAAGAUCCGGAAGCCGAGUUGGAAUUCGGGGACGAGCAACCGCCGAUAAGCUUCAUUCCCACCGGAAAGGUAGGAAAACAGUCGCAGGGCUUCUGAAGAGCACUUAUUUCAGGUAAUCGGCGCGCUAGCCAACCCGGAUGACGGCACAAAGCCCAAAAUGGAAUGCCCGACGUGCGGACUCGUCCUCUAUCGUCACAACUUUGCAGCGCACUUCCGGAUUCAUACUGGCGAACAGCCAUACGGGUGUGAUUACUGCGGGAAGCGAUUCCGGACGACUUCCUCGCUGAAAGUGCACAAAAGAGCGCACACCGGAGAGAAGCCGUAUCAGUGUCCGAGCUGUGAAUAUCGGACGAUUACGAAAAGGAAUCUGGACAGGCACAUUGUGAAUCAUCACAUUCGGAAUGCGAUUAUAAAAGGGCCGACGAUGCGGAGAUCGAGGACGACGCCCAGGUAUCAGCCGGACGAGGACGUCGAGGCGAUGACUCCGGCAAUGAAGUUCGCGGCAAGCCAGAGAGCACGGCAGGCGGCCGCCCGUGCCGCGGCGGUGUCCAAUCGAGAGGAUCACACGUACAUGCUGCCGCCAGAACGACGGCCCGAAGGAGCUGCGGAAGAGUACGCGGAAGCGGAUAUCAUGGAAGUAGAAGAAGAGUACUGA